This is a messenger RNA of Colletotrichum destructivum, 3376 nucleotides long. Its product is annotated as Putative jacalin-like lectin domain, Endonuclease/exonuclease/phosphatase superfamily. The transcript has 2 exons. The record is from RefSeq and is a predicted model, not a curated record. Bases 166 to 1488 code for a protein of 440 amino acids. NCBI's taxonomy places the organism in Eukaryota, Fungi, Ascomycota, Sordariomycetes, Glomerellales, Glomerellaceae.
GUACCGUGCUCCUCUUCACUCGUUGCCGAUCACCAUCCUCCUCCUCCUCCUCCUCCUCCUACUUCUCUCUGCCUUAUCCGUCCGGUGAUCAUCCCGCCCGCCCGAGACCCGACACGGCCCAGAAAGCCAAGAACGGACCACAGACCACAAAGACGAGCAGCAGCCAUGAAGCCCACAGGCCUCAAGAUGCUCCUCGCGGGAGGAGGCGCCCUGUCGUCGGGCGUCCUGGCCCAGACGAGCGGCGACCUAACUGUCCUGGCCAUGAACGUCGCCGGCCUGCCCGAGAUCCUGCAGAACAACGACGUGCCCGGCGACAAGACGACCAACUCGCGGACCAUCGGGUCGUACUUUGCCAAGUUCAACUACGACAUUAUCCACGUCCAGGAGGAUUUCAACUACCAUGCCUACAUCUACGAGACGGAUAACCAUCCCUACCGCACGGCAACCUCGGGCGGCGUCCCCUUCGGCUCCGGGCUCAACACGCUCUCCAACCAUGACUGGGUCGACUUCGAGCGCGUCAAGUGGUCGCAGUGCUCCAACGCCUCGGGCGCCGACUGCCUGACGCCCAAGGGCUUCACCUUCAUGCGCGUCCGGGUCGCCGAGGGCGUCUGGGUCGACGUCUACAACCUCCACACGGACGCCGGCACCGAGACGGACGAUCUCGCCGCCCGCAAUAGCAACCUGCACCAGGUCGCCGACUACAUCAGCGCCAACAGCGCCGGCAACGCCGUGCUCGUCUUCGGCGACACCAACAGCCGCUACACGCGCCUCCCGGACGACAUUGAGGUGUUUGGCGCGCAGAACGGCCUGAAGGACGUCUGGGUCCAGCUCGAGCGCGGCGGCGUCGUGCCGACCGUCGAGACCAUCUGCUCGAACCCGAGCACGACCAACUACUGCGAGACGGUCGACAAGGCCUUCUACCGCGGCGGGCCCGUCCUCGGCCUCGAGGCGACCUACUUCAGCUACGAGAGCUCCCGGUUCCUCCAGCCCGACGGCAACGUCCUCUCGGACCACAACCCCAUCACCGCCAACUUCACCUGGUCCCUCUCGGCCUCGCUGCGCCAGUCCGACUUCUCGGGCGGGCCCCACGGCACCUGGUUCUCCGACCUUCCCGCGCUGGCCGGCAAGUCCCGGCCCAAGGCCGCGACCCUGACGUUCCGCGGCGGCAACCGCGUCGACGCCGUCGGCCUCACGCUCGCCGACGGCACCGUCUUCUCGCACGGCGGCGCGGGCGGCACGGCGGCGACGCUGGCGCUCGGCGCGUCCGAGUUCUGGACGGCGGCCAAGGUGUGCUGGGGCCAGAAGGACGGCCUCACGCGCAUCUUCUCCAUCCUCGCGACGACCAGCGCCGGCAGGACGUUGGCGUCGGGCGCGCAGACGUCCGACUGCGCGACGCACACGGCGCCCGCUGGGUGGCAGAUCGUCGGUUUCCUGGGACGGGCGGGCGACGAGGUUGACAGGUUGGCGUUCGCUUAUGCGCCGCAGUAGACGCCCUCCCCCUCCCCCCCGUCCCCGUCCGCGCCCGCGUCCGUCCGCGUUUGUCCGUCCGUCCAUCGGGGUAAAUGGGCAGGCAGAGAGACAGGCGGUGGGAUUUACGUACAUAGUAGAUAGAUGACAAGGACCUCAUGAUGAUGAUCCAGACUACUCCGUAAUAAUAAGUAAUGCCUUCAUGUCAUGCGUCCCCGCGGCGUUGUCGAUCUCUUUGCAAGCUCCUGACCGACUUCACGGACUCGUGGUCUCCCGUGACACUGAUCGGCGCCGGGGUUGCCUUGACUCUGGAUACUUUUUGCUGCGGAUACAGAAUCUUGACUUGUUCCAGGAUGACAAACUCUCUCUCUCUCUCUCUCCCUCUGUCUUUUCUCUCCCUCUGUCUUUCUUACUGAGUCCACCACCCCGGCAGCAACGCGACUCAUGAAUCAGGGUCCUCCCCCGCUGAGCAAACUCCAGUCUACCUGUAGAUCAGCACACCGCAGGUCCACGAUGGUACUGUACAUGAGGAAGGGAUAAUUGAUUAGCGCGUGAGCGAUGUGGAAAACACACACACACACACACACGCACGCCACCCCUCCCCUCCUCCUUCAUUCAACCUUCAACGGCCCACGAACUGCUGCUCUGACCACGCGAUCUGGGUGGGUGGGCAACGCAUUCGAGCCUUUGUUCCCUUUGUCGAUCCGUUGCCUCCUCUUGUAUCGUAUUUUCUGAGCGGUUCCCACCUGGCCGCCCACCCGUUGGGAAGGGGGGGGACUAGAGUAGUAGUUUUAGCCAUGCCAGUUUUGUAAGCCACAUUGUACUGAUGCGACAGCGAAGGCACUGAGACAUUCGUCCACCGAACCCGCGAUGUACCACCACCACCAGUGUGGUACCCUCAGACCUCCCUCACCGAGAGUGGUGAAGCUUGCAGACUUUUGUCAGCUCGGAUAUACAAGAGUCUUUCUUUUGCACUCUCCGCCAGCCAACGAGCCGUUUCAAUCCCGCCAAGUUCCGUCGUACCCCAAGAUCAAGGCGCAAAGCAACGACCCAUAGGUGUAGAGAUGAAAAGAGUCAGAGAGAGAGAGAUAGUGAGAGUGAGGGGGAGAAGAGAAGAGAGAAGAGAUUCUCUUAGUUGAGACUGUGAAAACCAACAAGAGCAGGCUUCUGCCCUGUCUGGGCGCUCUGGCCCUGCACCAUCAAGACUUCGCACGAGCGUUCGUCGUCGCCCCCGGGUUCCGCGGCUAAGGAGAUUGACGCCCGCAUUCAUCCUCCUUGCUAUCCUUCUCUCUCUCUAUCUUUCUUUCUCCCAACAUGUAACAGGAAACCGGCUGAGGCUCUAGACCCAAGAGAGCCGUGGACUCUCUCCAAUGGGGAAUGACCCGGCCCCGGAUGGUGGUGGAUGGACCCUGAGCUUGUAUUUGUUGCUCACUGCCGGCGUUGAUAGGGCAAUUGGACUUUUGGUGUCCGCGCCGGCGUCACCUCCGACCCCAAUGAGCCGUGUCGACUGUUGAGCUAACCAGCCCCAUCGACCGGUCGACUCUUUAGCGGAGCGCCGGACUUCCAACUAAUCAAUGGGGAAUUACAGUUACAUGUUGUUGUGAUUCGUGGCGUGCGAACCACGGAGUCGCAUCGGAUGCCCUGAAGCUUGUCGGAGCUGAAGCCCUAGGACGGACCCCAGAUGAAAGCUUCGCAAGUCCAGUGAGUGGCUUGCUUUCGGGGGAGGGGAGAGGAGAAGGGUGAAGGGGAUUCCAGUGGCGGCUUUUCUGGCCCUGGGCGAAUAUCCCCCCGGUUCCCGCGGCACUGGGCUGUGGAAACCUGAUCUGGCAGUGAGUGCCUGAAUUAGAAUCGAAAAUGAAAUAAUAAAAAAAAGUAUAAUCAAGGCGCCAUCGUGGCUGGCAGCAAUCAC